Messenger RNA from Pieris brassicae (large cabbage white), 1159 nucleotides. RefSeq lists its product as uncharacterized. Gene Ontology annotation, cellular component: neuron projection. Bases 1 to 762 code for a protein of 253 amino acids. The record is from RefSeq and is a predicted model, not a curated record. The transcript is spliced from 6 exons. Gene Ontology annotation, biological process: G protein-coupled receptor signaling pathway. Lineage: Eukaryota; Metazoa; Arthropoda; Insecta; Lepidoptera; Pieridae.
AUGAGAGAAAAGAUGCAAAAAUGGAACGGAGUAGUACUCACGAAGUGGGAAACUAUAGAGAGGCAGACAGAUAAGAAGAUGUUAGGACGUGUACAUAAAAUCCUAAUCGAACGUGAAAAUGGAUACAGAGGAGAAACACCAGAUUUUCUGCGUGACCCGUUAAUAAACGAGAUAAACGUGCAGCUGGCACUGUUUCGGGACCUCCUCAUCCAUAUUGGCCAGCCUCACGAUAGCCCAGAACUACGUGAAAGAGUGAGGCGACUUCGGCGUACCUGUGUUGAAGCGACAAAACAAACCAGCCAGCUGGUUCUUCCUACCUGCAAAAAGUCUAGUGGAGAAGUCUGUGCCGAACAGCCUCAAUUGGUGCUAUUAUACUUUAUGUCGAACCUUCUCUUGCGGGAACUUGCCAAGUGUCACAGACUAGUUCAGCUAGUGCCGAUGGAUAUGUCGUCAUAUUACGAAAAUCGUGCUGGACCAUCAAACUUCGGUAACGUCAUCAGUCAGAUUCUGUUGUGUAAGCAAAUAACGCCUGACUUCAAUCAAGAGGAGCUAUGCAGUAUUGCCAAGGACACGCAAGAAAUUACGAGAAUAGUCACCGAUAUACAGGAAUUCCUUCCACAACACGAGACGCUUAGUCAUUUAGAGAGCAACAUUGCACUCAAAGGAGACGAAGUUAACGGCCUAUGGAGGAAUAAGCGAAGAGGUUCUCUUUACAAAGGCAUGGGAGUGCUCUGUUGCAUGUCUCGACCCAACUACCUCUGAGGGUGUCGAAUCUCGCCUACGCGGCGCCUCUCGGAAACCCAGGAGGAAUCAAGGUUUAUGGAAUUGGACGCUCAGUGUUCGUAAAUCAGUGAUUAGUAGCAGGUAAAAGUAGUGUAGAAAAUGAAGGGUCCAUUAGUUUGUCUAUCACGCUACUAGAAUCUAAUUCACGCAUUAUAGUCAAUACUUAGAGUAGUGAAUUGUCUGGAAAGGGAACAAUUUCGUUUUAAUUUUCCAAGCACAUUUUCCUUUAUUUAAAAUGUAAAUAAUAGUUAUACCCCAAAGCAGACUGAUUCUUUUAAACCGUCUCUUACAUCUAUUACGCAUAAUACAAUGUAAUAUUUGGUAAGAAAUUAUGUUAAUGCGAAUUGAACAACAUAUUUCUAUCCCUAUCAGAAAU